Quercus lobata is the source of this 3059-nucleotide messenger RNA. Its product is annotated as putative receptor-like protein kinase At3g47110. The transcript is spliced from 4 exons. Gene Ontology annotation, molecular function: protein binding; protein kinase activity; ATP binding. Gene Ontology annotation, biological process: protein phosphorylation. NCBI's taxonomy places the organism in Eukaryota, Viridiplantae, Streptophyta, Magnoliopsida, Fagales, Fagaceae. The record is from RefSeq and is a predicted model, not a curated record. Bases 1 to 2925 code for a protein of 974 amino acids.
AUGGCUAGCUUAGCUGUGGCAGUAAGAACCAACAUCAUCACAGACCAAUUAGCUCUUCUUGCUCUCAAAGCCAAUAUCACUGAUGACCCUCACGAAUUCUUGGCAACCAACUGGUCUACCUCUACUUCUGUUUGCAACUGGAUUGGCAUCACUUGCGGUGCCAAACACCUUAGAGUCACUGCCCUGAAUCUCUCUCACAUGGGUCUCACAGGAACCAUUGCUCCACAUGUGGGAAACUUAUCGUUCCUCUCUCAUUUAUCCUUUGAAAACAACAAUUUUCAUGGCUCUCUGCCCAACGAGUUGUCUUCUUUGCGUCGAUUGCAAGUUGUCAGCUUUGCAUCGAACUCCUUUUCUGGAGUGUUACCAUCAUGGUUUUGGUUCUUCCCUAAGCUUCAAGAGUUGUAUGCUAAAAGCAACCGGUUCAACGGUACUAUCCCAGUAACUCCAUGCACCAUAUCGUCACUGCGAAUAAUUCAUCUCAGACAAAACAUGCUUUCAGGAAGGAUACCAAGAAGUUUAGGAAAUUGUACUUCCCUCGAGAUAAUUCACCUGGAUGAUAACAAGUUUACAGGUGAAGUACCACUCGAGAUUGGGAAUCUUCAAAAUUUAAGGAAAUUAACUCUCGCCAAUAACAGUUUAACUGGUGUCAUCCCAAAUGCAAUCUUCAAUAACUCAAAAAUUGAAUUCAUUAGUCUAUACAUGAACCAACUCUCAGGCCAUCUUCCAUCAAGCAUGGGCAAUUGGCUUCCAAAUCUUAAGAUGAUUUACCUAUGGGGUAAUAAUCUAAAUGGAACAAUCCCUCACUCUAUCUCAAAUGCUUCUAAGCUCACCGAAUUAGUGAUGGGUGCGAACUAUAUUUCGGGAUCUAUUCCUAAUACUAUGGGAAAUUUAAAGCAUCUGGAGAGGCUCAACUUAGUUGACAAUUUGUUGACCAGAGAAUCUUCAAAUAUAGAAUUGAGUUUUCUUUCAUCUUUGACAAAUUGCAAAAAUUUGACAUCUGUAGUGCUAUCAGAUAAUCCAUUGAAUGGCAGCCUUCCAAUUUCCAUAGGAAAUUUCUCUACUUCUCUUGAAGAAUUUGUAGCUUUUAAUUGCAGCCUAAAGGGCAUCAUUCCUAAAGAGAUUGGUAAUUUAGGAAAGUUGACGGCUCUACACCUAGAGGACAAUGAAUUGACCGGACCUAUUCCAACUACAAUUGAAGGAAUGAGACAACUCCAAGGUUUGUUUCUUCAGCACAAUCGAUUGCAAGGAUUCAUCCCAGAUGGUAUGUGUAAUUUAAGAAACUUGGUUGAAUUAUCUUUAGAUCAUAAUGAGCUCAUGGGUCCUAUACCAACAUGUUGGGGAAGUCUCUCUAAACUAGAAAAGUUGUACUUGAAUUCCAACAAGUUGACAUCCAUACCCUCAUCACUUUGGAGUCUUAAAGACAUACUGCAAAUAAACUUGUCUUUCAAUUCCUUAAGUGGCCAUCUACCAAUAGAAUUUGGGAAUUUGGAGCAUGUAACACAAAUGGACCUAUCAUGGAAUCAUUUGUCAGGUGUCAUCCCUAAUAUUACAGAUCUAGAAUCUUUGGUAAACCUCUCUAUAGCACAUAACAAAUUUGAAGGUCCUAUUCCUAUGUCAUUUGAUAAGUUGAUAAGUAUGGUGCGUUUAGAUCUAUCUAAUAACAACUUGUCAGGAGAAAUUCCCAAAUCCUUAAUGAAACUCAAAUAUCUCAAAUAUUUCAAUGUGUCUUUCAAUAGAUUACGUGGUGAAAUUCCAUUUGGAGGUUUUAUUGCUCAAUUCUCAGCUCAAUCAUUCAUGGGAAAUCAAGCAUUAUGUGGUGCACCUCAACUGCAAGUUCCACCCUGUGAAGCAAGGAAUGUUGGAAAAUCAAAGACAAUCACCGCAAUCAGUGUAAGAUAUAUCUUACCAAUAAUGAUAGCAGUAAUACUUGCAUUAGUCCUCGUAUUUGUUCUAAUGAGACACCAAAAGAGAGAUGCAAAACUAAAAGGUCAAGGAGAUUUGAUUCCUCUAGCAACAUGGAGAAGAAUAACAUACCUAGAACUUGAACAAGCAACAGAUGGAUUUAAUGACAGUAACUUAGUUGGGGAAGGGAGUUUUGGCUCGGUAUACAAAGGGAUACUUUCAGAUGGGACUAGUGUUGCAGUGAAGGUUUUUAAUUUGAAUAUAGAAGGAUGGUUUAAGAGUUUUGAAACUGAAUGUGAUGUAUUGUGCAAAAUUCGCCAUCGGAAUCUUGUGAAAAUCAUCAGUAGCUGUAGUAGCACUGAUUUUAAAGCUUUGGUACUAAAGUACAUGCCCAAGGGGAACCUUAAGAAGUGGUUAUAUUCUCAUAACUACUUCUUGGAUAUGCUACAAAGAUUGAACAUCAUGAUAGAUGUUGCAUCAUCAUUGGAGUAUCUCCAUCAUGGUUGUUCUUUACCUGUUGUUCAUUGUGAUUUGAAGCCUAGCAAUAUUCUGCUAAACAAAGAUAUGGUUGCACAUGUGAGUGACUUUGGCAUUUCAAAAUUCUUAGGUGAUGCAGAUUCUAUGACUCAAACCAUGACACUAGCCACUAUUGGUUAUAUGGCACCAGAGUAUGGAUCCCUAGGGAUCAUUUCCACACGUGGCGAUGUGUAUAGUUAUGGCAUUUUGUUGAUGGAAACAUUCACAAGAAAGAAUCCCACUGAUGAAAUGUUUGCUGGAGAUUUGAGCCUAAAAAGCUGGGUAAAACAGUCACUACCCCUUUCAGUAAUUAAAGUUAUAGAUGCUAAUUUGUUGAAGAGAGGUGAAGUGGAUUUUAAUGCUAAGCUGGAUUGUAUGCUGUCCAUUAUAGAAUUGGCCAUGGAUUGUUCAACAGAGGCACCUGAAGAGAGGAUAAACAUGAUAGAUGUCAUGACAAAACUCAAAAAUAUCAAAUCAAAGUUUCUAAAGGAUGUCGGAGAAGAUUGACAACUGAAAAUGUCCGUAGUAGUUUUUUUUUUUUUUGGUGCUUUUUACUAAUUAUGUUUUGUGAAUCAUGUUAUUGGCUUACUGCUACUCUUAAAAAGACAUAUUGGAAUAAAGUAGCUCAAAGCAUUGUGUGA